Portunus trituberculatus (swimming crab) is the source of this 823-nucleotide messenger RNA. RefSeq lists its product as uncharacterized. Lineage: Eukaryota; Metazoa; Arthropoda; Malacostraca; Decapoda; Portunidae. The transcript has 3 exons. The coding region runs from base 142 to 690 and encodes 182 amino acids. The record is from RefSeq and is a predicted model, not a curated record.
UGUCAUUAUUCAUGAUGUGCCCACAUAUGUGAAUGUCAACCUGCUAGAGGAACCUGAGGCUUUCUCUGGCUGAAGAGGCGGACUGUAGGCGGGGCCUCUCGUCCACAGCUUCUCGGGGCAGUGCGUGGUGUGAUACCACAGAUGGUGAGGUUCACAGGAGUGUAUGGCCAGAAACGUGUCACUGCUUACGCUCCAGAACCUGACCUGUGUCGCCGCUGCAGCCGGUGGGGGCACAAGGCAUGGAGGUGCAGGGCAGCCCAUCCUCGCUGUCGCUACUGUGCUGCCUCUCACGACUCUGAUGUGUGCUUCCAGAAAAUAUCGCAGAGCCUUAAGUUCCCUCCCAAGUGCUGCAACUGUCUGGGCUCCCAUAAUGCCCAGUCUGGUCACUGCCCCUACAAGCCACGUUCACCUGGGGCCACGCAUGGGCAGCCCUCUGUUGGUGAAGCAACUGACCGCACCCUGAGCCUCCUCUUCUCCGGCGCCAAAAAUCUACCCAAUGGAAAUGCAACAGAGACAAUGGAGACUACCACCACCACCACCACUACCUCCUCCUCCUCCUCCUCCUCCUCCUCCUCUCCACACCUCCAGCAGCUCCUCCUCACCCCCCAUGGCACACUGGCACGCCCUCCAUGGAUGCACAGCAGGCCAGCACAAGUGAGGUGUGUCGGCCAGUGGGGUGUGUGGGUGUGAGUGCGUGUGUUGGGUGUCGUCGGGUGUCGUCUGAGCCAUGGGGAUCGUGCCAUUACUGCGAGUGUAAGCUGUGCGAUGUGUGUCAGCGGUUGUGUCACUUCUGCGGGGGAAGCUUCUGCCCUAAGUGUUCCCU